UCGGGCCUCAACAGGGGUGAAGGUGACUCGGCUGUCGUGGAGGAGAUGCAGAGGAAGCGUCGCGGACGCUCGCUCUCAUCUAUGACAGCUGAGAAACGACCGCAUUCAAGGAUCGACCUCACCCUCCCAAACGGACUGUAGAGGUUUUCCCUGCGAAGUGGUUUUACCCGUGGACGCGUAUGCAUGUGUUCUGCACCGAACGGGCGAAAGAAGCGCCCCAGAUCCGCAGCCAACAUUUUUCACAUCGGCAAAUCCGCGCUGCAGGAUCCAGAGCGUCGGGAGAGCACCGAGAGCGCGCGGAGAGCUCAGCGGGCGAUGGAUGACUGUAGAUCGACUGUCCAGGAGUUCAACACUCUUGUGGCCCUCCACCGAGAGCAGGUCAUCUCCAUUGGAGAGAAUACAAUCGACUGUCCUGCUUUAAGGGCGCAGAUGCACAAGACUCGAAUCAAAGGAUGCGCAGUAGCCCAGUCCGCCUAUCACAACCUUAUCGCGAUCUCUGGUCCAGAGGAUGGUGAAAUCCACCCCGAAAUAUGCAGAUUAUUCAUCCAGCUUCAGUGCUGCCUGGAGAUGUACAUUACAGAGAUGCUCAAGUCUUUGUGUCUGUUGGGUGUGCUGCAGCUUCAUAGGAAAGGAAAUGACGCCUGUCCUGAGCCUAACACCGACUGCAGGGUGGACGAAAGCUCUGAUGUGCCGAUGCUGGAAGAUCGAUCGUCAUCACCUGUAGACUUUCCACAGGAAUCUUGGCUUGUGUAUACAGACACUGAAAACAUAGAGAGUGAUAUGCGAGAAAUGAGGAACCUACUAAGCAAACUCAGGGAGACAAUGCCUUUACCACUGAAAAAUCAAGAUGACAGCAGCCUGCUUAAUUUGACUCCUUACCCGCUGGUGAGGCAAAGGAAGAGACGGUUUUCUGGGCUUUGUUGCCUUGUGUCUGGCUGAAUCCUCAAUACUCUCAAGUCUUCUUUUCUGAUCAUUGUUAGUGCUUGUCACUUUCGUGUCUCUUGACAUUAGUUUUGUUAAUGGACAGUUUUUAAACUGCUUGUAUUUAAGUACAGAAUCUCAUUGAUUCAAAAUUCCACUUACAGCCCAUUGUUAGUUACAUUCAGAGUUUUAUGUCAUUUGUAGUGCAACCAUAUGAUUGUAUAAAAAAGAAACUGAAUGAAAUCUUUACAUGCACAAAUACUAACAUCUAUCGCCAAUCUUUUUAUUUUAUACUCAUAGAGCAAGAGGAUAUAUCCUAUUCUCUCACACGCAUUUAUUCACUGUGCAAUGCUUUUAAUUUAGUCUUCCAUACAGAGAAAAUGUUGUAAAACAUUUAUAUUAGUUUUUAAGGGCAUAUGAGCUCACUGCACUAAAGCCAUUGCUGUGUUAUUCUAAGCUUGAAACAAAUGUAACACAAUAAAUUAAUUUAUG
Molecule: messenger RNA, 1413 nt
Organism: Triplophysa rosa
Lineage: Eukaryota; Metazoa; Chordata; Actinopteri; Cypriniformes; Nemacheilidae
Gene: rgs7bpb
Product: regulator of G protein signaling 7 binding protein b
Exons: 6
Coding region: 184-939 (251 amino acids)
Biological process (GO): G protein-coupled receptor signaling pathway
Cellular component (GO): nucleus; neuron projection; postsynapse
Source: RefSeq, a predicted model, not a curated record